GUCGUUAUUAGGAUUUUCUUCCGGUCCUUUUUUCAGUUAGUGCAACAUUCUAUCAGGUUAGUUGAUUGAGUUGGGAGGUGGCACCUUCGUGAUGACCAACUCACUAAGACCUAAACAAAAAGAGAAAAUAAGUUUCUCUCCAAUGGAGCAGUUGUUUUCAUAUACUUUCUUUUCUUUUGUGGGUUUUCAUAAACUUUAAUCUACAUUAACUUUGAUCUAAUGCUUAAAAGGGAAACAUUUAACAUUUGAUUUGUUAGCAAAACAGUAGAAGAUCCUAUUUUUAUGCUAUCAAAAACAAAAGACUUUGGAAACAGAGCUUUAAGUGUUCAUCUUCUUUUGGAUUGAAAUUUAACAGAUCAAAAUCAGAAAAAACAGCCACAAAAAAUGGGGAGGUCUGAAAAAGAAGAGUGGAAUUUCAAUGGUGUUAUAGUUACAGUGUAUGAAGAAUCAUCUACAGCUGGUCCACGCCCUCAGAAGAUCAGGGCCACACACUCAAAGUCAACAGCAAGAUCAUGUGGCUAUAAUCGUCGUGCUGAGCUCCUUGCCUAUGCUCAUCACCUUCGAAAUGUGGGUCCCCAAAUGGUUCAUCAAGAUCAUACCCCUACAAAUUUAGAACUACCCAAGCCCAAGAGGAGGAGGAGACUGUUGGCUCGACUAAAAGCACUCAGAUUCUCCUUUGGGAAGACAUUCAGAAGAGGGAAAAAGGAAUGGGUAUAUGAAAGCGUCGAGUCGAGAGGACGUGAAAGUAAACUCCGAUCAUGCCCUUAUCGCCGCCGUGGGAAGGUUGGGUGGAGUAAAUUCUCUAAGAGGUUACGACGUGUGCUGAAACAGUUUUCAUGUGGUUGCAAAUGCAACAAGGGAUUUGAUCAAAAUGAUGAGCAACUUCAAGAUUUACAUAACACAAUCUAGUCUGUAAAUAUAUGCAGGAUACUAUUUGAUGCUGUAUCAUGUAUGAUAAAUCUUUACGGUUUUUCAGAUGAUUAUUUUUCUUCUUUGUUAAACCUAUAUAUCUUUACAUAUCUAUAGGAAACUUACAUUUUCUAAUUUAAGUUUUAUUUUUCAAA
Beta vulgaris subsp. vulgaris (sugar beet) is the source of this 1064-nucleotide messenger RNA. RefSeq lists its product as hypothetical. The coding region runs from base 385 to 909 and encodes 174 amino acids. The transcript has 3 exons. NCBI's taxonomy places the organism in Eukaryota, Viridiplantae, Streptophyta, Magnoliopsida, Caryophyllales, Amaranthaceae. The record is from RefSeq and is a predicted model, not a curated record.